This is a messenger RNA of Aspergillus costaricaensis CBS 115574, 517 nucleotides long. RefSeq lists its product as uncharacterized. Lineage: Eukaryota; Fungi; Ascomycota; Eurotiomycetes; Eurotiales; Aspergillaceae. Bases 74 to 427 code for a protein of 117 amino acids. The record is from RefSeq and is a predicted model, not a curated record. The transcript has 2 exons.
CUCAUCUACCAGAAACACCACCUCACAGCACCUACAAACUCAAACCCCAGUCCAAGACACCUACAAAAAUAACAUGUCUUCCCAAAUCCCCCAAUACCUUUUCGCCCUCCAAUCCCUCCCCCUCCUCGGCAGCGGUCUCUAUACCCUAUUUUUUCCCGCUUCCGCUGCGCAAUCGCCAUACCUGCCUCUACGGGGCGUCAGCAUAGGGACUAUUCAGGCGAUGAGUCUUUCAUCCUUGACACUGGGUACUUUCUAUGCUCUUGUCGCCUAUCAGAAUAACAUCCCGAUGAUGGCGGCUACGGUACCGACCAGGCUUUUGGCUGCGGUGGUGUUUUAUCGGACGGGCGAGGAGGCAUGGAAGCGGGUCACGCCUUUUGAGGCGGUGAUGGGGGUUGUGACUGGUUUGGGGGUUUGGAUGUGGGGGUAGUGUGUCGCCGCGGCGUCUGCUGAUGGAUGUAAAGUGGAGAGGAUGAAAUGGAUUGGUAAAGUAGAUGCUGUCGCAUCAGACAAACUGCGA